Molecule: messenger RNA, 3007 nt
Organism: Chrysemys picta bellii (western painted turtle)
Lineage: Eukaryota; Metazoa; Chordata; Testudines; Emydidae
Gene: ELMO2
Product: engulfment and cell motility 2
Biological process (GO): actin filament organization; cell motility
Source: RefSeq, a predicted model, not a curated record
AGCUGGGGGGCUGUUAGGACAGGGGAGCUGGGAUCGGGAUGGGAACAUAAGAACGGCCGUACUGGGUCAGACCAAUGGUCCUCUAGCCCAGUAUCCUGUCUACCGACAAUGGCCAAUGCCAGGUGCCCCAGAGGGAGCGAACCUGACAGGUUUGGGGGUGGAUGCUGUCUCCCCCAUCUCAGAAGGAACUGGAGUAGUCUGGAGCCAUGCCACCGCCUGCGGACAUUGUUAAAGUGGCUGUUGAAUGGCCUGGAGCCAAUGCCCAGCUGCUUGAAAUAGACCAGAAAAGGCCCCUGGCGUCUGUUAUCAAGGAGGUCUGUGAUGGGUGGUCGCUGCCAAACCCUGAAUACUAUACCCUGCGAUAUGCAGAUGGGCCCCAGCUGUACAUCACAGAACAGACUCGUUGUGACAUUAAAAAUGGGACCAUCCUGCAGCUGGCUGUCUCCCCGUCCAGGGCAGCACGACAGCUGAUGGAGAGGACCCAGUCACACAGUAUGGAGGCCCGACUGGAUGCCAUGAAGGAACUGGCUAAACUGUCUGCAGAUGUGACCUUUGCCACAGAGUUCAUCAACAUGGAGGGCAUCACGGUGCUGACGCGGCUGGUGGAAAGUGGCACCAAGCUUCUGUCCCAUUACAGCGAGAUGCUGGCGUUCACCCUGACUGCCUUCCUGGAGCUCAUGGACCAUGGCAUCGUCUCCUGGGACAUGGUCUCAAUAACCUUCAUCAAACAGAUUGCAGGAUACGUGAGUCAGCCCAUGGUGGACGUCUCUAUUCUUCAGCGAUCCCUAGCCAUCCUAGAGAGCAUGGUGCUGAACAGCCAGACUCUGUACCAGAAGAUAGCGGAGGAGAUAACUGUGGGGCAGCUCAUCUCUCACCUCCAGGUCUCAAACCAGGAGAUUCAGACGUAUGCCAUUGCCCUGAUCAAUGCCCUCUUCCUGAAGGCACCUGAGGACAAGAGACAGGACAAGCUCCUUAACCCGCUAGACCUGCCUGUCACUGAAAUGGCUAAUGCGUUUGCCCAGAAGCACCUGAGGUCUAUAAUCCUGAAUCAUGUGAUCAGAGGAAACCGCCCAAUCAAAACAGAAAUGGCGCAUCAGCUGUACGUGCUGCAGGUCCUGACCUUUAACCUCCUGGAAGAGCGGAUGAUGACCAAGAUGGAUCCCAAUGAUCAGGCACAAAGAGACAUCAUAUUUGAGCUGAGAAGAAUCGCUUUUGAUGCAGAGUCUGAUGGCAACACCGUACCUGGGGGCGGGACAGAGAAACGCAAAGCCAUGUACACCAAGGACUACAAGAUGCUGGGAUUCACUAAUCACAUCAAUCCAGCCAUGGACUUUACCCAGACUCCCCCAGGGAUGCUGGCUUUGGACAACAUGCUCUACUUGGCCAAAUUCCAUCAGGACACCUACAUAAGGAUUGUCCUGGAAAACAGCAGUCGGGAGGACAAGCAUGAGUGCCCGUUUGGGCGCAGCGCCAUUGAGCUCACCAAGAUGCUGUGUGAAAUCCUGCAGGUUGGGGAGCUCCCCAAUGAGGGCCGGAACGACUACCACCCCAUGUUCUUCACCCAUGACCGAGCAUUUGAGGAGCUCUUUGCCAUCUGCAUCCAGCUGCUAAACAAGACCUGGAAGGAGAUGAGAGCAACGGCAGAGGAUUUCAACAAGGUGAUGCAGGUUGUACGUGAGCAGAUCACCCGGGCUCUGCCCUCCAAACCCAACUCCUUGGACCAGUUCAAGAGCAAGCUGCGCAGCCUAAGCUACUCUGAGAUCCUGCGACUGCGCCAGUCUGAGAGAAUGAGCCAAGAUGACUUUCAGUCACCACCCAUUGUGGAGCUGAGAGAGAAAAUCCAGCCUGAGAUCCUGGAGCUGAUAAAACAGCAGCGUCUGAACCGGCUUUGCGAGGGAAGCAGCUUCCGAAAAAUUGGGAAUCGCAGGCGACAAGAGAGAUUCUGGUACUGUCGUCUGGCCUUGAACCACAAGGUUCUACACUACGGAGACCUGGAAGACAACGCCCAGGGCGAAGUGACCUUCGAGUCGCUGCAGGAAAAAAUCCCUGUAGCAGACAUCAAGGCCGUCGUCACAGGGAAGGACUGUCCACACAUGAAGGAGAAAAGUGCACUGAAGCAGAACAAGGAAGUGUUGGAAUUGGCCUUCUCGAUAUUGUAUGAUCCUGAUGAGACACUGAACUUCAUUGCACCUAAUAAGUAUGAGUACUGUAUCUGGAUCGAUGGACUCAAUGCCCUCCUCGGGAAGGACAUGUCCAGUGAGCUAACAAAGAGUGACCUGGACACGCUGCUGAGCAUGGAAAUGAAGCUGAGACUCCUGGACCUGGAGAAUAUCCAGAUCCCUGAGGCCCCACCACCCAUCCCCAAGGAGCCCAGCAGCUAUGACUUUGUCUAUCACUACGGUUGACACAGGCAGAACUGGACAGGGACGGGGAGGAAGGGACAGCUACUGCUGAAAAGAGCCUCAGAACCCUGGAGCUUGUUCUGAGAUUGACAUCAUGUCCUUUGUUUGUACAGGACCAGUUCUGAACAUGGCAACCAUUGAUCACUAAUCUCUCUAUGCCCCAGCCAUUCCAGUAGGCCUGCAGCUUCUUGUUUCACCACCUCGUUAUGGGGUGAGAGUCAUGAUGCUGGGAUGCCAUAUGGGGGAGGCACCCCAUUCUCUCAACAGCAACACUGCAUGGCACUGGGUGAGGAAUAUGCCUAGCAAGAGGAGGAGCUUCUGCCCUGGCCACAGGGUUGGCAUCCACCCUUGUAUCCCAGAACUGUUGAGUCUCCGUUUAAUCCCACCUCCUACCAGAAAACACAAUAAAACCAUUGAGUGACUGACAGCUGCUACAGCAGAAAAUGGUGCAACGAGGGAGUCCCUUGGUCACUACAGGAGUGACACUGGUGCCUGAGGGAUGAGAGCAGAAGCCAAUGAACAGUUGGGGGUCAGCAUCCCCCAGUAACUCAUUAUUGUCUGAUUUUAUAUGAAUUACUAUAAUAUAAAUAAUAAUCCUUACCAUA